CCCAGCCGUCACCUCACUGUUUCGCACGGGAAAAACAAUAGAAUAGACGUCGGUCAAAGCGUGAUUGCAAACUGACUACACGUGAUAGCAACAGUAAGUGAAGGAAGAAACAAAAUAAAAUGUCGAUGUCCAAUUCCAAAAAGGCGGGUUUCCUGAAAAACCUCCUUAUCGUCCACGGUGACAGCAUCAAACGCCUCACACUUGACGCCAUUGAGCCGUCCGUACUCCACGACCAGCUCCGCGUUUGCGUUUCAGAAGAAAGAGAUCUCUCCUUUCUCACUGCGGACUACAUUCAUGACCUGCCCAUUCUUGGCUGUUGCGUUCUCGUUAGCCGUCUUGAAGAACCGGUUCGCGUCAACAUGACGGAAUUCGUGUCCGGUCUGGCCUGGUUUUUCACCGCCGGUCAGGUCAAUAACGUGCGCGACUGGAUUUCGCACUUCGCGGUUCGCGUCUGGACCAAAGCAGUAGAUCCACUGGACGGCCGGGAGGUGUGGCUGGAUUUUCGCAUCGAAAGGACGACGGACGAAGUCAUCGUAGCCAAGGUGGGGAGCUUCCACAAGCAUAAUGACGAAGAGGUCGGUCGGUGGUGGCACUGCGGGCACGGUGACUUCCCGCAGGGAAAAACCAUCGGGCAGAUGGUAGACUACGCGAGGGACCAGUCACGCUUGCCGUACAGCUUCGUUGCAAAGAACUGCAAGCACUUCGUCUACGAUUUUUUUCGCGACGUAUUGGGGGAGCGCCGCGACUUUGAGGGAUUCUGCCAGGAAAUCGAGCGCGCGUUGUAAAAUUUUAUGUUCUUUGCUAGUAUUUCGCAUAUAGUUAUAGGCUCAGCUACGGGUACCAGAAAAUCAACCGCUCGCAUACAUCGUGGUCUGGCAUCUGCUGUUGAGCCACAAAUGACCGAGCCUCAUUCGAAUCACAUUCCCAGCACUCAUCAUUCAUUUUUAUCGAUCAAUGCUAAUCUGGGUCUGGUUGGUACUCAGCUUGUUUUUGUCCGUGAAAGUCGCCGCUGCUGUGUACGAUGAGUUUGAUCUCCCCGCGGCUGGGACAAGCUGUCUUCCGGGCGAAUUUUCUGCACCAGGAUGAUGAAAGUCAACUUUUUCCGAUCAAUGCAAUGAAUCAAGUACUAUCUGUCGCAUGCCUAAGAUGAC
This is a messenger RNA of Amoebophrya sp. A120, 1151 nucleotides long. NCBI's taxonomy places the organism in Eukaryota, Dinophyceae, Syndiniales, Amoebophryaceae. The record is from the annotation of a GenBank genome assembly.